Salvelinus fontinalis (brook trout) is the source of this 7552-nucleotide messenger RNA. Its product is annotated as potassium voltage-gated channel subfamily B member 1-like. The transcript is spliced from 2 exons. The record is from RefSeq and is a predicted model, not a curated record. Gene Ontology annotation, molecular function: protein binding; delayed rectifier potassium channel activity. Gene Ontology annotation, cellular component: membrane; voltage-gated potassium channel complex. Gene Ontology annotation, biological process: potassium ion transmembrane transport; protein homooligomerization. Bases 403 to 2844 code for a protein of 813 amino acids. NCBI's taxonomy places the organism in Eukaryota, Metazoa, Chordata, Actinopteri, Salmoniformes, Salmonidae.
UAUAGGGACAGCGCACAGCGGGGAAAUUUGAUGGUUUUCUAUACUGACAUAUAGGCGUUUUCAGCACUGGACAGCGCUCGCGAGUGUUGUCGAGUUUAUCAUUGCGCACCCACCCACCAUGCUCACUCAUCAACGAGGAAAGCGGCUGUGCGGAUUAAAUGAUCUAUUUGGUUCUAUAAUGAGUGGAUAAACCACCUGACAUUGCGUUCUUUAUCAGGCCCGUAGGUCAUCGGGCUCGAUGGCAAUUUUAUAUAGUUACCCCUGAUGUUUCUCUUUUCCCCUUUUGUAGCCAUUGGAAUAGGGGAGAACAGACCCUAAUGUAGGUCCGUGUCUUCUGGACCUGUCUGGCCAUAUAGUUUCGGACAUUAUUCAUUCUCAAGUGACUGAACGUCUUGAGUGAGGAUGAAUAAAGGGGGCUCUCGGUCGACCACCUCGCUUCCACCGGAGCCGGUGGAAAUAAUCCGGAGCAAGGCGCACUACCGUCGGGUAAGACUUAAUGUUGGGGGUCUCCUCCACGAAGUUCUAUGGAGGACGCUGGACAGGUUGCCCCGAACAAGGCUGGGCAAACUACGAGACUGUAACACCCACGAGUCUCUCAUGGAGAUAUGCGACGACUACAGUUUGGAUGAUAAUGAGUACUUUUUUGACAGACACCCCGGGGCUUUCACGUCCAUUCUGAAUUUCUACCGCACGGGAAAACUGCACAUGAUGGAGGAGAUGUGUGCCCUGUCGUUUAGUCAGGAGCUGGACUUCUGGGGUAUAGAUGAGAUCUACCUGGAGUCCUGCUGUCAGGCCAGGUACCACCAGAAGAAGGAACAAAUGAACGAGGAGCUCAAAAGAGAGGCCGAAACUAUGAGAGGCAGGGAAGGCGAGGAUUUUGAUACCACAUGUUGUUCCGAGAAACAAAAGAAACUGUGGGAUCUCCUGGAGAAGCCGAGUUCCUCGUUAGCUGCUAAGGUUCUGGCCAUCAUCUCCAUCCUCUUUAUCGUGCUGUCAACCAUUGCCUUGUCUCUGAACACCCUCCCGGAGCUGCAGGACAUAGACGAGUUUGGCCAGGUGACAGACAACCCUCAGUUGGCUCACGUGGAAGCGGUGUGCAUCGCCUGGUUCACCAUGGAGUACCUGCUCCGCUUCAUCUCCUCGCCCAGCAAGUGGAAGUUCUUCAAGGGUCCACUAAACAUAAUAGACCUGCUGGCCAUCCUACCCUACUACGUCACCAUUUUCCUGACUGAAUCCAAUAAGAGCGUUUUACAGUUCCAGAACGUCCGGAGGGUGGUGCAGAUCUUCAGGAUCAUGCGUAUCCUCCGUAUUCUGAAGCUGGCCAGGCAUUCCACAGGGCUUCAAUCGCUGGGCUUCACCCUGAGGAGGAGCUACAAUGAGCUGGGCCUGCUCAUCCUAUUCCUGGCCAUGGGCAUUAUGAUUUUCUCCAGCCUUGUCUUCUUCGCUGAGAAGGACGAGGAGGACACCAAGUUCAAAAGCAUCCCGGCCUCCUUCUGGUGGGCUACCAUUACUAUGACUACGGUGGGGUAUGGGGACAUCUACCCAAAGACUUUACUGGGUAAGAUUAUUGGGGGUCUAUGCUGCAUAGCUGGAGUGUUGGUGAUAGCCUUGCCCAUCCCCAUCAUCGUCAACAACUUCUCAGAGUUCUACAAGGAGCAGAAGAGGCAGGAGAAGGCCAUCAAACGGCGGGAGGCCCUGGAGAGGGCCAAGAGGAACGGCAGCAUCAUCUCCAUGAACAUGAAGGAUGCGUUUGCACGCAGUGUCGAGCUCAUAGACGUAGUGGUAGAAAAUAAUGGAGAGAACAUGGGGAAGGUGCAGGACAAACACCUGUCUCUUAGCCACAGGAAAGAGACUCCCAAGAGGACCACCUCAGACAUGGGCUCCACUCAGUCAUUAGAGCCCAGCUCACCAGACAAAGCCCAUCCCGCCAGCCCUCAGCAACUCAACACUCAGAAACUGGAGGAGAUGUACAACAAGAUGGCCAAGACCCAGUCUCAGCCUAACCUUAACAGUAAGGACAAGGGGCAUUUGUCUAAAGCGCCCAAGAAGAGAGACGAGAUAGAGAUGGGUAUCAUCCCCACAGAGCCUGCCCCAACCACAGACAUGAGGAGCAUGUCCAGUAUUGACAGCUUCAUGAGUUGUGCUGCUGACUUCACCGAAAGUGCCCGCUUCUCCCACAGCCCCAGCACCAUUGUUCCAGGGAGGGUUAGCACCAACCCCGUGCUCGAGACCACCCUGGAGCACGAGGCUAUGGUGUCCUCCCACAGCGCCACCAAGGUCCCUGGAGGACGAGGCUCCAAGCACGGCCUGUUCUCUGACAGCCCCCGGGGCCUACGCUUCAGCAACCCGCUAAAGAACCGCUCCCUCAAGGUCAACUUCAAAGGCGGGGACGCAGACCCUUCCUCCUCCCCAUUAGCACAGGGGCCAGGGGGCGGGGCCCUCUCAGAUAGCUCUGCCCUCUCUGCCCACUCCCUCAUGAGUCCUGAGGUGUCUGUCUACACCACUGCCAGCAGCAAGACUCCACCCCCUGAGACCCUGAUCCCGACAGUCUUCACAUUCCAUGACGCGUCCAUCAGUAAGUUCAUUGAUGCUGACACGGACGAGGAGGAACACCUCCAUGAUAGCUCGGGUACAAACGCCUCCCAGAGGCUUCUGGGAAAAGCCAGCCCCAAGCUCAGCUCCUACAGCAGUCACCACCGCGUGGCCAACCACCUGGAGGGCUCCCAGAGAAUGCUGGGUAACAGUGUGUUCCCCUUGGAGGCCAGGUCAGGUGGGGGACAGGGGAAUCAUGUGCUCUCCCGGGGAGAGAGGAGUCGUUCAAACACCCAUAAUGAGAGCAAGUGAGGUAGGGGGAGGGAAUCGAUAGUACAGAGAGGACCCAAACAGGAGGACAUUGUGCAAAUACCAGAGAGAAAUAAAAUAAAACAUGAGCUCUAACCCAUAAAAGGGACUGCAUUCCUACUUACAUGAAUAAAAGGAACUAAAACACCUGCAGCGACUGGGUUUUUUGUUUUGUAACAAAUGCCCAAUAAGUAGAACGUAUGGGACACAGGAAGGAGCUCACUCGUCCUUCCAUUUCCUGCUACUUGAGGGCAAAGACUGUCAGCAAAAUGACCCAGGGCACUGGGAGAUGCUACAGUACUGCUGGAUUGAAAGAGAGAGAAUUUAAAAGGGUGCAUUGCUGUGUCCAAGGGGGAUAUGCAUAACUCUGCAAAUCUGGUCACACACUGUAGAUUUAGGCAUUACUGAAUCAGCAUUGUGCUAAAAUACAUGUUGUUGAUUUCCUUGUGUUUUCUUCCUCAAAACUGGCCUUGGUUAUAUGUGACUAUGUGUAUGCAUAGCGUGUACGUGUGUUUGUAUGUCUGUAGAUGUAUGUGUAUGCAGGAUGAUAGGCAGAUAAACAUACACACACAGUUAUGCAGUAUUUUAUGUGUAUUGUUUUCCUUUUUUUAUAAUAUAAAUAGUAUAUUUUCUUUGGUCUGUUAUUUUGUGACGCUAUCUGAGAGGUGAACUUUCAUCCUUGUUAAUCAACAGUUUGGUUAAGUCAUUGGAGAGGAAACGGCCACUUUGAUAUCCUGUCUGUUUCCUCAUUCCCAUCACACCUCUGCUUCCCACCUCCCGCCUCCCGGGUAGCACUAACCGCAUAAACUGAAUAUUUUCAAUUCUGUACAGGGUAUUCUUUGUUGUUUUGUUUGUUUACUUAUCUUUUUGUUUUUGAUUGUGUGUUUUAUCCAGACAGGUUAGGGUCUCCUUUAUAUUUUAAUACUCUCUCAGAUGUGUGGUUGUGGUUGAUUGUCAUACUUCAUAUCCAAUCACCAUUGAUACUGGGGAGGGGAUAAAAGCAUCCAUUUAGGCUGGAUUGAAAGUACUGAAAACACUCAGAUUUUCCAUUUUAAAGUUCCACAUUUGUACAAUGGAUAAUCCUGUAAGAGCAUAUAACUCAACAAGAACAUGAAAAAAGAACACGCUCAUUGUGCAAAAAGUAAUAUUUUUUAAAUAUUUUUUUAGAAUGGCAUAUUAGAAGAAUGAAUUAUGCUAAACUCAUAGUUUUGCAUUUCAAAUACAUUGUUUUAUUUUAGAGAGAAUAUUACAAGAUAAUGAAUUUGUAUUUUUUGCUAGUAGUUGGGGUAAAUGUUUGUCCUUCUAUCCUUCGUACAAUGUGAAUAACUUUGUAUAACACUCUGUUAAAUCCAGGGCAUCUUUAAUCAUAUCAUGGACUCACACAAUGUUAUUAAUUAAUUAUUUACAUUUACAUUUAAGUCAUUUAGCAGACGCUCUUAUCCAGAGCGACUUACAAAUUAUAACAACAAUAGUUUCAAAACACCAGAAUGUCCGAAAUACUUCAUGAAGCCAGGACAAAUUCAAACACAGCAGAGAUGAAGGGAGAAGGGAGGAGUGGAAUGAUGGAAGGGGGAGAUGGUAAGAUGCCACACAGGAAGAAAGAAUAGGGAACAGCACUUUAUUUACAGAGGGAAUCAUGAUCUCAUUUGAUGACUUCCACACUAUGGAUGGUAGAGCUGAGGACCAGCUGCCAGAAUUCACAACAAGCAUCAUAUGGCUACAUACACAGACACUGACAAACACAGAGCCACUCGCAUGCUCAAACACAUGCAGUCAACACAUGCUCACAGGCACGUUUUAUAUGGGUUCAAUCUAAACUUAACCUAUCCCAGUACAUAUCAUAGGUAGUAUCUGAUACAGACCACAUUUCCAGCUCAAUAUAUCCACUACUCUCAUACACUUUACAAUGUUAAAGAUACGAUUUUAAUGUAGCCUUUAAUACACCCGGCUAAACACUCAAUAUAGAGUGAGAAAAAAGUGUAUUGUUGACUUCCAUUGUCCUAUUUUUCUAUUGUCAGACUACAUGCAAAGAGAUAGGUAUUUCUGUGCCUCUGCCAGUAACAAACUUGCUUCCCUCCCCCAUCUCCACUCUGGAAAGUCUGUCACUGUAGCCUCAGUUUAAUAGAGCUCACAUGACAAUUCAAUAAAGUGUAAUGCAAAUAAACACAGAGAACUGGUUCGCCAUGCUGUCAGGGUGUGAUAUUAAAGCACACAAACACACAGACACGCAAUACACACAACACACACACACUGGUAGCACACAGAGACACACACAGCAAUAGUGUGCUGCCCCAUAGACUUAAAUAAAUACACUAAUUAUUUUGAAUAACCAAAGCCAAACACAAUCACACAUGAGGGCAUGGCCUACUAGAGAAAUAUACUAUCAACAAUUCAAAGAGAACCCUGGGGGGAGGAAGGGGGGUGGUAGGCUGGUGUGACCAACCAUGUAGUUAAUUACAGUCAGAUGAUGAGAGAACAGUGGGGCAGAGAGCUGUGUGUCUACUGUUCCUCCUGAUGUCUGUAGCUAUUCCUGUGGACCUCAGGCCCUAGUCCAGCCCCACUCUAUAUCCAUAGCCAGUCCACUAUUAGAUGAUUUUAUCCCUAACAAUGGAAUAUUGGGCCAUUUAGUCUGUAUUGGAAUUAAUUGAAUAAGCAUUACAGAGCAUUGUAGGACACUUGACCUCUGAACCCACACCCGGUAGAGAGACCAUUACCCCUUGACUUACCAGAGCAGCAUUACUUCCUAUAAGACACAUAUUAAAUAUAGAUCACUUUAUCCUUUAUGUUCAUGCUUUCCUUUUCAAAGGGAAGAUGGCUAUUAAAUCAGUAGGACUACUGUACUGAGUCAAGGAAUAAUGCCUGUCUGUUUGGUGACUCAAACACUGAGGGAUAUUUUGAGUGUGUUCCAUUCUCCUGCUUAACACGAAACACAAGAGUGUCUGUGAUAAUUUUUGUGUAUUUCCUACUGAAAGGGUUGCACUCUUGAGCAUGUUUGUGUAUAAUGACAAUGUGCAAAUGAUGGUUGGUUUGAGGCAGGUUUUUGGAUUUGAAUCCAUUUCUCUGGUCCCAUAAAUACCAGUCUGGGCAGGGCAGUGUAAAGAUCAGGCCACCAAGUCAUAGAGGUCUUUGAAAGUAAAUGUUUUAAAGAGUAAAGUGUCAGGGAAAGGUGGAAUUGGCAUUUACAAGAAAACAACAGGCCAGGUAAAGUUGUGAGAGGGUUCCGUUGUGGGAACUGCACAUCCAUGGAUAAGUUGCAUUUUAGAUACAAGAGGGUAGGCCUACAUUGUUCUCUUAUUGCAAGGUGUAUUAUUAUUCUCAUAAAAUGAUAUUAUUAUAUACCUGCUUCAUCUGUCUCAGAAUACUUUGUCAACUGUCCCGUUCUCUAUAGCUGAAAGUCCUCAAAUUACUCGGUGGAAUCUAACCUUGAAGUCGGGUUCAGUUCUGAAGCCCCCACAAUUCACGUUCAAAACAUUCUGUAAUUGCUUCAGUGAGUGAGCCCCUAAGUAACUACUGAUUAUGUGCAUAACAUCAAGGCCCAAUACAAACUUAAGUUCAAUACAAACUGAAUUCAGACAAAUGAUUCAUUCAAAAAUGUAGUUGGAUCUUUCCUAGUAGUCUUAGUAGUCUUCUAGGUCUAGGAUAUUGAUGUAUAACAAUCAAUACAUUGUAACAAAGUUGGAGAUGGGGAAAUGGGAGGAUAUAUGUAUAGAUCAUACGAAAGUCAGGGUCUCCUUCCACAUAAAAUACUACAGCAGAGCUCAUUCACACAUGGUAAAGUCAAAUUUAACAAUCAAUUAAUCAAAUGUAUUUAUAAAGCCCUUUAUUUAUUUAUUUGUCACAAAGUGCUAUACAGAAACCCAGCCUAAAACCCCAAACAGCAAGCAAUACAGAUGUAGAAGCACGGUGGUUAGGAAAAACUCCCUAGAAAGGCAGGAACCUAGGAAGAAACCAAGAGAGGAACCAAGCUCUGAGGGGUGGCCAGUUCUCUUCUGUGCCGGAUGGAGAUUAUAAGAGUACAUGGCCAUUUAAGGCCAGAUUGUUCUUCAAGAUGUUCAAACAUUCAUAGAUGACCAGCAAGGUCAAAUAAUACAGAUUUCAAACCACGCAUAAUGGUGAUCAUGAUUCCUGUUUCUCUUUUACACUCUGGUGUUGGAUGAACUUCUAUGAUUUUAAUGUGGCUUUUAUUUUUUUUUAUUUUUUUGUUAUAAAUAAAUGCGCUCUAUUGGACCCUGAGCUAUCUCUUUGAAACGGGCCUCCUACUUGGCCAAACCAAACACACUGUCUCCAGACAGACUCAUUAAUAACAUUCUUACUACAUGGUUGUAAAUAUGAUGUCCCAAAAAGCACAAUGUAUUAUUUAUUUGAUUCAUCAUUUUAUUUUAUCAUCACCAACUACCAAACAAACAGAUGCAGCCAACUGCUAAUGCUCCACAAACUGAACAGAAUUAUCCCCCUUUUUCAGAGAAUUCAUCCUCCCCCUCCUCUCUCUCACGCAGCCCUCUAUGCUGUCCUUUUUAAGUUUCAUGCUUUGUUUGUACCAGUUUACUUUCUAGGCUCUUGGUGUUCUGUUGUGUGAGGCGUGUAGCGCAACCAAGUUGUGACACAGAAUCUGUACAUUUCUUGUACAUAGCAAAAACCAAAUGUCUAUGAUCUUUUUGAAACAAUGUUCUCCCUUUACUGACUGAAAACUAAAUACAAGUCCAGAAUUAAA